Drosophila obscura is the source of this 3833-nucleotide messenger RNA. RefSeq names its product cartilage oligomeric matrix protein (gene Tsp). Gene Ontology annotation, cellular component: extracellular region. The transcript has 14 exons. Bases 529 to 3711 code for a protein of 1060 amino acids. Gene Ontology annotation, molecular function: calcium ion binding. The record is from RefSeq and is a predicted model, not a curated record. Gene Ontology annotation, biological process: cell adhesion. NCBI's taxonomy places the organism in Eukaryota, Metazoa, Arthropoda, Insecta, Diptera, Drosophilidae.
CGCGUUUGCACGUUGAACAAGACGGUACGGUACGGAUCGAUCAGCAGGUGAACAAACGAAACGAAACACAACUCAUCGAAGAUAUCGCAUCAGCAUCGGCAUCGUAGUCGCUAAUCGAGAAAAUGCCUGCUAUUUUGGCACGUGAUCUAUGACAGCUUUUAAUGUGAAGGCCCUACGAUUGUGCGAUUUGUUUGAUCUUCGAAAAGGAAAAUAAUAAUAAAAAAAAAUACGAGUAUACAGAACCGUUUGUUGGAGUUUGUGUGUGUGUAUCGGAAAAGAGUGGAAAUAAUCGUAAAAAUAACUCAACUCAAGUCGUUUCCAUUCUAAAUUACGAGUUGACAGACGCAAGUGGCUAAACAGCCCAAGGAGCUGUCUCUCUGCCUCCGACACAAAAAUACUUACUGCUCAAAAGGAGAGCGGCGGCCUUGACUAAAAGCGGACGGACAAACUUUUGUGGCCCCUCCACUGCCAUACGUACAAAUAUAUAGUCGUACCAUCCCAACCCACAGACCUGCUGAGAUUGUGACGAUGAAUUGGACGCGCGUGCUGCUAAUCGGGUUGACCGCCUUGGCGCUGACAUUCGUAGAGGUUGCAUCACUCUCACUGGAUCCAGUUGCCUCCGCCGAACUCGAACAGUUCAUACGAAAAGGCGAUGUUGUCAUAUCCACCCGACACAUAAGACCACGUCGGAAGCUGCACAUUUCCAUAGAAGCCCUCUUUAUGAUCGAUUUCCCCAUGCUGAAGCACAAGAUGUCCUUCUUUUUGGACCGCAAACAGCAGCGGGUUACACUGGACAUUAGUGCGAAUGGAGCCACCGAGUCGCGUAACUUUGAGAUACCCAACAUCAACGAGACGAGUACUAUACGAUCGUUGGCCCUACAGUUCGCCAAGAACCGCAUCACCCUCUUUGUGGACUGCAAGGCGAGCACGCAUCAUGACAUCGAAAUGAAUCUGGCCAAGCUCUACAUACAAAUGGAUGAUCCAGUGAUCAAGCUGUUCCGUGAGCGUAAAUAUCCCUUGCACUUUGAUGCGGACAUGGAGCACUCCCUGCAGCGGGCCAAUUGCCAGAAAGGUCUGCAUCGUCGGGGCAAUCGACGCAUGCUGCGGAACAAGAUCACGGAACGUGAGAAGAACAAGAAGCGCGAUGUGCGCGGCUGGUACGAGCCAACCAUCUCCCGGGAAGGAGUCACAGAUCAUCGACACCAGGAGGUGCCAACGGACGUUGAGCGUGGAGAUAUACCCAUUCUGCAUGGCGAUUGUGAAGACGCCCUCGCACGAUCAUUGAGCGAUUUACUGGCUUUGGUUAAGCUGCUCCGUGAAGACGUCGCCCACCAGCGCCAGGAGAUUGCCUACCUGCGUAUGCUCUUGGAGAACUGUGCCGGCUGCAAGAAUCCCCUAUCCGGGGAUAAUCAGCUGCGACUGGAGCCCACUUGUCGCACGGCGAAUCCUUGUUAUCGCGGUGUCGACUGUCUGGAUUCGGCCGCUGGCCCAAGGUGUGGCCGUUGUCCUGCCGGCUUGAUUGGCGAUGGCAAGAUCUGCAAGCCGGGCGUCACCUGCGCCAACUUCCAAUGCUAUCCAGGCGUUCAGUGUCACGAUACCGUGAACGGAGCCCAGUGUGACUCCUGUCCGGUUGGUUACGAAGGUGAUGGACGCACAUGUUCUCUACGUAAUCCUUGCCUGGACACACCAUGCCCCUCAGGUGCCCAAUGCCUGAGAAUAGGCUUUCCGCCCUACUUCCAAUGCAUCUCCUGUCCAAAGGGUCACCAGAUCAACGGCACCAGCUGCCGCGACGUGGAUGAGUGUGCCAUCUAUCAGCCCUGUGAUGAUCUCACUGUCUGCCACAAUCUCAAUCCGGGCUUCAAGUGUACGCCCUGUCCGAGCGGCUUUGAUGGCGUCCAUGCUCAUGGCUAUUUUGCGGACCAUCUGUCGGUGGAGUACAGAAAGCAGACCUGCCUGGACACCGACGAGUGCCAGUCGGGCUACUUUAGUUGUCCGCUUCACGCCACCUGCAUCAAUGAGAUUGGCUCGUACCGGUGCCAAUGCAAUGAUGGCUUUGUCACCAAUGGCACCUACAGCUGCCUGGACAGAUCCUCCGUGGCUGUGUGCCCGGAUGGACGCAUCUGUGACAGGAAUGCCGUCUGCGUGUACUCCGACAGCGUGCACUAUCAGUGCCGCUGUACCGUUGGCUGGGCGGGCAAUGGCCUGAUCUGUGGACAGGAUCGAGAUCUCGAUGGUUGGCCAGACCAGUCGCUCGCCUGUCCCGAGCUCCACUGCCAGCGCGACAAUUGCCCGGAUCUGCCCAAUUCCGGGCAGGAGGAUGCUGAUCUGGACGGCCAUGGCGAUGGCUGUGACGACGACGCCGAUGGGGAUCAGGUGCAGAACAACAAGGACAAUUGUCCGCUUGCCUACAACACCGAGCAGCUGGACGCCGACGGGGACGGUGUGGGCGAUGUGUGCGACAAUUGUGGACACAAGUUCAAUCCGCGGCAGCUGGAUGCUGACGGGGAUGGUUUGGGCAAUGCCUGCGACGAGGAUAUCGACAACGAUUCCAUUCCGAAUGAGGUGGACAAUUGCCCUCUGUUGAGGAAUCCCAAUCAGUCGGAUGUGGACAACGAUGGGGUGGGCGAUGUCUGCGACAAUUGCCCCACGAUACCCAAUCCCAUGCAGGAGGAUCGGGACAUGGAUCUGGUGGGCGACGCCUGCGACAGUGGAAUCGAUGGGGACGAUGAUGGCAUCCAGGACUCCGAGGACAACUGCCCCAUGGUGAGCAAUUCGGAUCAGCUGGACACGGAUGGCGAUGGCAAGGGCGAUGCCUGCGACGAUGACAUCGAUGGCGAUGGUAUACCCAACUACAGGGACAACUGUCCGCUGGCCAAGAAUCCCAAGCAGCUGGACUUCAAUCGGAAUGGCAAGGGCGACAUCUGCGAGGAGGAUGAGGAUGUGGAUGGCAUCCCAAACAUCCUUGACAAUUGCCCCAACAAUUCCAUGAUCCAUCACACGGACUUUCGCUCGAUUCGAUCAGUACGCCUGGAUCCCGAGGGCGAAUCCCAGCUGGAUCCCAAUUGGGUGGUCCAUGCCAAUGGCACAGAGAUUGUCCAGACCCUAAACUCGGAUCCGGGCCUGGUCGUGGGCGACGAUGCCUUCGGCGGCGUUGACUUUGAGGGCACUUUCUAUGUGAACGAUGACACGGACGACGACUAUGCGGGCUUCAUCUUCAGCUACCAGAGCAAUCACAAAUUCUAUGUGGUCCAGUGGAAGAAGGGCUCACAGACUUAUUGGGAGUCGAAGCCAUUCAUUGCCUCCGCGGAGCCUGGCAUUCAGAUCAAGCUCAUAGAUAGCCACACGGGCCCGGGGUCUAUGAUGAGAAACAGCUUGUGGCGCGACAGUGACACGCCUGGGCAGGCGCGUGUGCUGUGGAAGGACCCGAGGAAUGUGGCCUGGAAGGAGAAGACCUCAUAUCGCUGGUCUCUGGUUCAUCGUCCAGCGAUCGGGCUGAUACGAUUGCAAAUGUACGAGGGCCAGAGUUUGGUCAUCGACUCGGGCAACAUCUACGAUUCCACGCUCAAGGGCGGACGUUUGGGCGUGUUCUGCUUCUCCCAGGAGAUGAUUAUAUGGUCGAAUCUAAAGUACAAAUGCAACAACCACGUCGACCCUCUGAUUUACAAGGAUCUGUCGGAUCACUUGAAGCUGAAGGUUGAGCUGCAGAACUGAUGGACUUAUCACCAGCCAUUGAAAGCUUACAUCUGCCAUGAAUUUUAACCAAAUUAACUAUGUAAAAUCUAUGUAAAACCUUAUGCAGUCUAUGUUAAUUAAAGAGUUUUUCGACAGAGUCG